GUACAGUAUCAUGGACACCGAGCGCGUGCUGGCCUAUCAUUAAGUCAAACCUUCUCAGAAGCGACCUGUUCGUGGCGUGAGCCUUCUCCAGAGGCUUGCAGCUGAGGUAGGCACUAUUUGGUGGCGCUUUCCCCGGGCCCUCAGCUGCAAAGGGGCUGGCUGCGAACCUCAGCUUGAGAGGUAAAUAUUCACUUUGGUUGCCUGGCUUUUUCUGCUUGACCAUUUGUCUUAACCUGCAUUGCUUUCAACUGUCUUUCAUCACCUUCAAGCAGUGUUUGCGACAAACGACGUUGUCGACCAUAGCUGUAUAAAACGUAUCCUUGUGCCAUACGGGGCUAACCCAGGGUUCUUCGUCUUUACCGAUUUAAGUCCCGAAACUGCUGCCAUUCAGGGGUAAAUCACAACAACAAGGAUGUCGUCCCCAUUCUCGAGGCUGAAGGGUAUGCUAUGCAUCCCUGGAGAUCCAGAGUCCCGUACAGAGAGAGUAACUACCAAGUCUAAGAAACAAGCGGGUGUUGCCUUGAAGCACGACGAAAAUGAGCGGCGAGGCUCCAGUGACUCGAGCAGCUCAGUGUCAACAACCGAGACCAAGCGAUCGAACUGGGUCUUGAAUGUCCUCAAAGCUUUCAAGAUCAAGCACCUGGAGACCAUUAAAGAUGUUGCUCUUGUCGGUGUCGACGGCGAGCCCAUCGAUGACAAAACCUAUCUUAUGGAACGCAUUAUUCAGUUGGCUGCAGACCUUCCCGUCACCACCAGAACAAGCGCCACACUUACGAACGCCUUUCUCAAUGAACUAUGGACUGAUCUCCAGCACCCUCCUCAGUCUUACCUCGGCAACGACUUCAUUUUCCGUAAUGCUGACGGGUCUGGAAACAACAUAUUAUGGCCUCAUCUUGGGGCAGCCGGUCAGCCCUACGCUCGAACGGUCCGUCCACGGUCGUUGCGACCUGUUGCUCGUCCGGACCCUGGUGUCAUCUUCGAUAGCGUUCUGGCGCGCAAGAAAUUCGAGCCUCAUCCGAACAAGAUCUCCAGUGUGCUGUUUUACGUUGCCAGUAUCAUCAUCCACGACAUCUUCCACACCAGCCACGACGACUACAACAUCUCCCAGGUCGAUUCUUACCUGGAUCUGGCACCGCUCUACGGUAGUUCUGAUGCUCAGCAACACGCUGUUCGAACAAUGCGCGAUGGCAAGCUGAAGCCAGACUGUUUCUCUGAUAUCCGGAUUCUCGGUUUCCCUCCCGGUGUUGGCGUCCUCCUCAUCAUGUUCAACCGAUUUCAUAAUCAUGUUGCGGAAACCCUUGCUCUCAUCGACGAAGGUGGCCGCUUUUCAAGGGUCCUGAAUCCACGUGGUCCCCGAAAAGCGGACGCAGACCCAGAAAAGGAUUACGAUGAAGCUCUAUUCCAGACAGCAAGGCUCAUCACAACUGGGUUGUAUGUCAACAUCGUGUUGAAGGAUUACGUGAGGACUAUUCUAAACCUCAACCGUGUCGACAGUGCCUGGAAUCUUGAUCCUCGAUCCGAGGAGGGCAAGGCCAUAUUUGGGCACCGGAUACCUGAGGCGACUGGAAACUCGGUUUCUGCCGAGUUCAACCUCGUAUAUCGCUGGCACUCGUGCGUCUCACAGCGCGACGAGGAAUGGACCAAACAAAUCUACCACAAACUCUUCGGUGACCAAGACUCCACCAAUAUGGGUGUCUUCCUCUCGGCGCUUAAUGGGUGGGCACAAAGUUUGAGUAAAGAUCCCGCGGAGCGCCCUUUCGCUGAUCUCAAGCGCUUGCCAGAUGGUAGGUAUGCCGACGGCGAUUUAGCUGCAAUCUGGACUGCUGCAGUGUCGGACGUGGCAGGAAGAUAUGGUUCUGCCCACGUACCUGACGUCCUCAAGAAUGUCGAGAUUCUCGGAAUCAUACAGAGCCGGUCCUGGAACCUGGCAAGUUUGAAUGAAUUCCGUGAGUACUUCAAGUUGAAACCGUAUGAGAAGUUUGAAGAGAUCAACCCCGACCCUGUGAUUGCAGAGCAAUUACGACGCCUCUACGGACACCCAGACAACGUCGAAAUAUAUCCUGGUGUUGUCGUCGAGGCGGCCAAAGAACCCAAACAACCCGGAAGCGGACUGUGCACCAAUUUUACCACCUCACGCGCGAUCCUUUCGGAUGCGGUUGCUCUUGUCAGAGGGGACAGGUUCUAUACUGUCGAUUAUACACCUGCUAAUUUGACUAACUGGGGUUUCCACGCAGCUGACUCUGAUGCUCAAGUCAACUACGGUUGUGUCUUGUACAAGCUGGUCCUGAACGCCUUGCCCAACAGCUACCGGCAGGAUUCGGUCUACGCACACUAUCCACUGGUGAUUCCCGAAGAGAACAGAGUCAUCUUGAACGGCCUUAAGAAAGCACAUCUUUACAACUUUGACAAGCCCACCGAACGUGCACCAGACGUGAUCGUGACAUCUCUGGAUGCUUGCAAAACAGUGAUCAACGAUGUCGAUGGCUUCCGGUCCCUAUGGCGUCCAGAUUGCUUUAUGCCUGGCCGUCGUGUCGGUUGGAUCUCCAAGCAAUCGAGUAUGUUGGCUCUGAAGCUUUCAGGGAGCGAAGGACUGUCAACAGCCACAACGGUGUUCUACAAGGAAGCUGUCUCCAAUCUCGUCAAUAGCGAGCAUUACGAGCUUGCUGGGAAUUCACAAGUGGAUAUGGUGGACGACGUCUUCAACGUAGCCCACGCACAGUUUGUUUCGGACCUCUUCCACCUUCCAAUUGAUGGGAUUGGAUCCUUGCUGUCUGCUGUAUACACCUGUUCCAGCACCGCGCAAGGCCCAGCCCGUCAAUUUGCCCUUACAGCAGAGCGGCAGAAGGCGGUUCGGCAACUUGCAGAAUUCCUUCAAACCCAAAUCGAAAAGUUCAAAUCCGGUCAUUCACGACCCAACAACGAGCUUCAAAAGUAUAUGACGAGUGCAGUACAGGCAUGCGCCCGGAAGGGACUACCAUAUGAGCAAAUUGUUUGGGAUGAGAUCAUUCCGCUGGCGGCCACAGUCUAUGUCAAUCAAUCUCGAAUUUUCGCCGAGAGCCUUGACUAUCUUCUCGGUCAAGGACAAGGCCUGCUUCGAGAAAUCCAACAGGUUGCAGAUCUUGCGAAUGCUUCCUCUGAAGACAAGCUGAAAGAAUUUGUGCACCGAACGAGGACUGACAUCUCGCCCCCGACUUACACAAGAGAAGCCUUAUCAUCGAUCACCGUCGUCGAUGGAGGACGCCAAGUUGAAGUCUCUCCAGGCCAGCGUGUUGUUUGUAUUAUGGAACAAAAGGACGAUUUGCCGGUUGAUGCUGGAGGCGAAAUAGCGCUGUGUCGUCUUUUGAGCGAUUCUGCCUAUUCUGCAACUCUCCAGGUUCUUGGUCAACUCAAAGGAUUGAGCCGAGCAGUCGGGCCAACGGGCACGCUCCGACGUCUGACGCAGGGCCAUAUGAUCAAAUAUUUGAAUGACGAGGAGAGUACAACUUCUUCGCGUCCAGUUUCUAUGAAGGUCAGGUGGCAAGAACGGCUGAGGCAAGGCACCCACAAGGGGUGAUUUGACAAGGGGAGAAGUGGUCUGGUUACCAGGUACCUUCAACCUUGGGUCCGCUAAGGUGUGGAGCUAUUGCUAGCAACACUUCAAGACUUGGAGUGAACUGAAGUUGUAUAGGAUGCGCCGCGAAGCCCUAACUUGGGGUAGCCUUGUCGCGCACGUGAUAUCGAAAGGAUUCCUAAUGGCAGUUCAAGCCGCGACCAAGUAUGAGAUUACAGCCGCUUCAUGUGAUCACGUCUGAUUCCUUGUCAAGAGAGCCUGAAUUACAGCACUGUUGA
Molecule: messenger RNA, 3828 nt
Organism: Exophiala xenobiotica
Lineage: Eukaryota; Fungi; Ascomycota; Eurotiomycetes; Chaetothyriales; Herpotrichiellaceae
Exons: 2
Coding region: 413-3553 (1046 amino acids)
Biological process (GO): response to oxidative stress
Molecular function (GO): peroxidase activity; heme binding
Source: RefSeq, a predicted model, not a curated record